Messenger RNA from Labrus bergylta (ballan wrasse), 1343 nucleotides. The record is from RefSeq and is a predicted model, not a curated record. NCBI's taxonomy places the organism in Eukaryota, Metazoa, Chordata, Actinopteri, Labriformes, Labridae.
AGGAAUCUUCUGGAGGAGGAUUCUGAUGAGGAGGAAGACUUCUUUCUGAGGGGGCCCUCUGGACCCAGAUUUGGACCUCAGAACGACAAACUGAAGCAUGUGCAGUCUCAGGUGGACGAGGUGAUCGACGUGAUGCAGGAGAACAUCUCCAAGGUGAUAGAGAGAGGAGAGCGACUCGACGACCUGCAGGACAAGUCAGAGAGCCUAUCAGACAAUGCAUCGGCAUUCAGCAGCCGAGCCAAACAGCUGCACAGGAGGAUGUGGUGGAGAGACAUGAAGAUGAAGAUCAUAAUUGCUCUGGUAGUCGUCGCUCUGCUGCUCAUCAUCAUCAUUCCAGUGAUCAUGCGAUACCGCUAGUGUUUGACCAAGAGGACAAGGACAUCCCUCCUCUUCCUCAUCUCUCUCUCUCCUCUGCACACAGUCCUUCACUCCAUCUAGGGGGCGCCAGCCAGCCUCCCACUCCUCCCUCAGUGUCAGCCCCUGUACCCUCCUUAACUUAACUCCUCCUCAGUAUAGAUCUGAUUAAUCUGCUGUGAGAUCAGUACUAAGGCUCAGUCUGAAUCUCCCCUGCAGAAAGGGAUCAUGGGAAAACUGGGGAGGUGUGUAAAUGCAGUUCCGGAGAAAAUCGCUGCCUCAUGACGGAGGGAUUCAUUCCAUCACCAACCUCACAUUUAAGCUCCAGUCUCUGCUGUAAACACAAAAACUCCUCACAUAGAUAUUAACUGUAAACUAGCUGCUCUGUAUCUGCAGCACACUCGUAUAGAAAAUGCUCACACAUUCAGCAGAUGAACCUCAGAUGGUUCCCAUGAUGCCCUGUGUGCCAUCCUCUCAGUGGGGGUGGGGCUUUAAAGGGAACAUUUUUUGAACACAAGGUGAGGGAACAUCUGGGGGUCAUCUGCAGUCUUUGAAUCAUCCUGAUUUCACAUGUCAGGUGUGUUUCCUGGUCAGCUCAGAUGGUUGGAUUUAAGAAAGACUCACCGUCUGCUCUCCGACAUUACUCUCCUCCAUAAAUCUGAGCUCCUUCUGUACAGGCGGGCCAUUACACCCAAACAUCCAGGUUUAAGAAUGUCUCCUCCCCUUCCUGCUGCUCUGUGCCCAGCUCUGGACCUGUUUGGUCACGACUGACGGUUCUGUUUGGUUUUUAAACUGUCUUUAAUUCGGCUUCUGUGUUUCUUCACUGUGGUUACUCCUGCUCGCUCGGUGUGAUGCUGUGUGGAUGCUGCUGUUUAAUCUGAAGGGACAGUUUGUCUCUGCACUGUUAUGUCUGAGGAUGCUGAGCUGUUGAACAAACUUAGUGACAUUAAUUAACUGUAUAAAUCUUCAUUUUAUUAUUGAAUGUAAUU